Danaus chrysippus (African queen) is the source of this 795-nucleotide messenger RNA. The record is from the annotation of a GenBank genome assembly. NCBI's taxonomy places the organism in Eukaryota, Metazoa, Arthropoda, Insecta, Lepidoptera, Nymphalidae.
AUGCAGAACGAGUGGUUAGACAUAGGAGAUUUUUGCAUUCCACUAGCACUAAAAUGGCGCACCCUAAUUCAUGACUGGUCGCCAGCCUUGCUAAAAUUUUAUCUCAAUGCGUUCCAGAUGACUCUCCCAGAUCAGAGUAAUUUAGUAAGAUGGGGUAAAGGUACCGAAAAAACUUGCUAUAUCUGCGGAAAGGCAGUUGGAACUGCCAAGCAUUUGCUGGUGGGAUGUAAGGUUCUCCUGGACAGCGGUCAAUACUCGCGUCGUCACGAUAGGGUUUUAGAGAUCAUACGUUUUGUGAGAGAGGGCACCAGGGCUAUAAAAUCAAACGUCAAGCCUUACUCUAUCCUUAAAGCGGCUUCGGAUUGGACUAUCAUGAUGGAUACGUAUGAGAAACAAUACAAAAUCCCCGAGGAUAUUUGUGCGUCGGCCUCCAGACCAGACAUAUUUCUAUAUUCGCGUAUUUUAAAGCGCGUUGUGAUGAUAGAGCUUACGGUGCCUUGGGAAACCAACAUCCCCAAAGACCAUGCCACCAAGGUCAAUAAGUAUUACGAGCUCACUAACGAACUAACUCGAAAUAGGUUCGUCGUUGAUUUGUACGCGGUAGAGGUGGGAGCGAGAGGUAUAACAGCUAAAUCUCUCUAUAACCUACUAAAAGACUUGGGCCUGUCCAGAACUAACAUUAAUUCAUUCUUAGAACGUACGUCGAAGGCAGCCCUAGUAGGUUCUUUUCAAAUUUGGUUAGGUAGGGAGAGGAACUUGGACAGUGGAGGUGAGCGUAUAACGCGCGUUAGUUAA